Syngnathus typhle (broad-nosed pipefish) is the source of this 2110-nucleotide messenger RNA. Its product is annotated as carbonic anhydrase 4-like. The coding region runs from base 25 to 984 and encodes 319 amino acids. The transcript has 8 exons. Gene Ontology annotation, molecular function: carbonate dehydratase activity; zinc ion binding. The record is from RefSeq and is a predicted model, not a curated record. Lineage: Eukaryota; Metazoa; Chordata; Actinopteri; Syngnathiformes; Syngnathidae. Gene Ontology annotation, cellular component: plasma membrane.
UAAGUAUAAGACCCCCCUGCAACAAUGCGACCACGAGCGAGUCAUUUUGUUGCCGAUAUGCAGCAUCUCACAUUUUUCGUCCUCUUCCUGGCAUCCCCCUGGAGCCUCUCCGCUGGAGCUGGUGAUUGGUGUUAUCAGUCCCAGUUCACCUGUGACCAUCAAUGCAAUGGUCCAGAAAAGUGGGACCACGCAAACGGUGACUGCGCGGGAAAAUCCCAGUCGCCCAUCAACGUUGUCACCAGAAAGACCUUAAAAGACGAGCGCCUGAUUCCGUUUGAGUUCACCAACUACCAGCAGAUUUUCCGAGGCAACAUCAAGAAUAACGGACACUCGGUUCAAGUUGGAGUUCCUCACCUAAGCACCAUCUCGGGUGGAGGAUUGCCAAGCACCUACAAGGCGGUCCAGUUCCACCUGCACUGGGGCAGCAAUGGCGGACCAGGCUCUGAACACACCAUUGAUGGAGAGCAAUAUCCCAUGGAGCUGCACAUUGUGCACAUGAAGCAUCACUACACGGAUCUGUCGACAGCAUUGGCUGAUCCAGAAGGAGUCGCAGUCUUGGGCUUUUUCUAUGAGGUGUCCAACAGUGCAAACCGAAAGUAUGAGCCCAUUAUCAGUGCUCUGCGAAGCAUCAAAAACUCAAACGCCAAUACCUCUCUGCCACCUACCUCCUUGGCACAGCUCAUUCCACCUGAGCACAACCUGACCUCCUUUUACCGCUAUAAGGGAUCUCUGACCACACCAGGCUGCACCGAGGCUGUAGUUUGGACUUUGUUUGAGAACCCCAUCCCUCUGAGCAUUGACCAGCUGCGGGCUUUUUCUGACCUCAAGUUCCAUGACGGGAAAGCAAUGGUGGGGACCUUCCGGCCAGUUCAGCCCCUUAAUGGCCGGCAAGUGUACCGAUCUGGAGGUUCGGUGGUUUCGAUCUGCUCCCCUCUCCUUGUAGCCGCCUUGGCUAUGGCCUUGGGACUAUCCCGGCUCAAUUAGGAGCAAGGUGUAUCUGCUGCACUGCGACACCCAUGAACAUUGAAGAUCAUUCUUGGAUUUGUGACAGCAUUGCCGCAUGGUCUCCAAAAUGGUUACACAAAUUGUUGUCGUGCAUGAAUGACUCACCUGGGGGCCCCACCCCCCCUUAUGACACAAAUGACAAAGGUGUUAAAAGGACACCUUGGAGGUGUAUAAGGGUUAAUUAGCAUGCAUGCAUGCAUAACGAAUCAGUAGGUCAUACAUCCGCCUUAAGAAUGUGCCAUGAAGUAGGCUACACAUUGACCAAUCAGAACGCCCCCUCCCUCGCCCUGACAUUUCACAGCAUCAUCAAAACCGCUCACACAAACGCAUCCUCGUGCACUUUGGAGUUGAGCCACCUUGAACAAUGUCAAACAAAUUUAGUCUCCGCUCAUAUCAGUGUGAGUGGCUCCGGUCUCGUGAACGAGACACGUGAUGCCUCAUUCACUCUCAAUGGCACAUGAGAACUGCACAAGGCUAUUAAUAGCACAACUGAGUCAAAAGAACAAGCUCCAUUUCAAAGCCAGCGAUCAAACAAGUCCGCCUUCUCAUCCCCCUCAUGGCAAAGUACAAGCAGGUGGAAUGAAGAGCAGAUGUUGUUAAGCUUCAGUUCUUGCUGGGGAUCUCUGAGGCUACUGUGAAACCUAUGAAUUAAAAUGGCAAUGUAAGCCAGCAUCAUAUCAAAUUUGUUCUAUUCAUGCACCACCAACAACUGAAAAUUGCAUCAAUCUUCACGGUUGCUGUUUGAGGAUGCACAAAAUUCGCAUGCACGCUUUGACUGCGAUUGGGUCUAAUGCUACUGAAUUACUUCGAUGGGAGACGGCUGCCAUCUUCCAACCACGUUUGUUGCGAUGACCAAGCUGUAUAUUUUUUUCCCCCCCAUAGUUUCGUGAUGCAUUAACUUAUAUUUCUAAGCCAUUCUAAUGCACAUGAUUCACUUGUAUUUUAUGCACUGAAUGUUUCUAUUGAUAUGAGAAGUUAUUGGUAUUAUAUUUAUGUAUUAAAAAGUCAUAUGUAUCGAGUUGUAUGCGUUUGAGGAUGCCAACUUGUGAGCUAAAGAAUGUGAUGCUGUUGAACAAUAAACAACAUAUGCCGUUUUAAGUACAAA